AUGGGUAAGGCGUCCAACGCGAAGCAUAGGAACCACCGAGGCGGCGGCGACAAGCCCGAGAAGGGUUACACCGGGGACCGUGACGAAGUGGAAUCAGCUGACGAGGGUUCUAGCGAUAGCGACUACCUUUCGGAGUCGGAAGACGAAGGGACUGACGAUUACAAGCGAGGUGGUUACCACCACGUGAAGAUCGGCGAUUCGUUCAGGAAUGGUCGUUACCGCGUGGUGAAGAAGCUUGGAUGGGGUCACUUCUCAACCGUCUGGCUCGCGUGGGAUGAAACGGAGAAGCGCUACGUGGCUCUCAAGGUGCAGAAGAGCGCUUCGCACUAUACCGAGUCAGCUCUUGACGAGAUUCAGCUCCUCAGACAGGUGACGGACGGCGAUCCGCGGAACGACAAGUGCGUGGUGCGCCUACUGGACCACUUCCGCCAUUCCGGCCCGCACGGCUCGCACGUGUGCAUGGUCUUCGAGUGCCUGGGGGAGAACCUCCUCUCGCUCAUCCGCCGCUUCCGCUACCGCGGCCUCCCCCUCCCCGCAGUCAGGCACCUCGCGCGCCACAUCCUCACAGGCCUAGACUACCUGCACCGCCAGCUUUCCAUCAUCCAUACGGACUUAAAGCCAGAAAACGUGCUGCUGGUACGGUCGAUAGAUGAUCAGCUGGGGAUUGGGGGGAGAAUGGACGGUCCCCCGCCCCCGCCUCCGCCUCCGGUUUCCGUUCCGCGUGGGGGGGAUGGCGCGGGAGCGGGGGGAGGGCGCGGGGGAGGGGCGGGAGGGGGAGGGGCUGGGGGCGCGGCGGAAGGGGGACCGUUGGCGUCACCAGCGGCGUCAGGACUGACGAAGAAUCAGCGGAAGAAGCUGAAGAAGAAAGCCAAGAAGGCCGAAGCUGCUGCUGCUGCUGCUGCCGGUGGCGCUGCUGCUAAUGGCGCUGCUGGUGGGGCUGCUGGGGUACAGGCGGGAGGUGGGGAAGAAGAGGGAGAGGCGGAAGCGGGGGCGGCGGAUAAGGGGGAGAGUGAGGGGGGUUCGAGGAUGGAGGAGAGUAGCGGGGGCGCGGGGGGAGGCGCGGAGGGGAUGGUGGAAGACACGGCUGAUAGCAGAGCAGCAGGGGAAGCAGCGGUGGAGGGAGGGAGAGAGUCAUCCGCGUUAGAAGCUGGACUACAAGAGUACCUAGGGCUUGCUGGUAACGGGAAGGCAAGGGGGCCAGAUCUCACAGGGUUGGACCUGAGCUGCAAGAUCGUGGACCUUGGGAAUGCCUGCUGGACGUACAAGCAGUUCACGAGUGACAUUCAGACGCGCCAGUACCGCUGCCCCGAGGUGCUGCUGGGGGCGCGCUACUCCACCUCCGCGGACAUGUGGUCCUUUGCUUGCCUCGUCUUUGAGCUCGUCACGGGGGAUGUGCUCUUUGACCCGCGCUCAGGCCAUGACUUCGACCGGGAUGAGGAUCAUCUUGCGCUGAUGAUGGAGCUGAUUGGUCGGAUUCCAAAGAAGAUUGCCCUGGGAGGCAAGUAUUCUCGGGAUUUCUUCUCGCGCAACGGGGAGCUGAGGCACAUAAGGCGCCUCAAGUUCUGGCCAUUAGACCGAGUGCUGAUCGAGAAAUACGACCUCCCCCCAGCAGAAGCCACCUCCCUCGCCUCCUUCCUCACCCCCAUGCUCGACUUUGCCCCUGAGAGACGCGCCACUGCCCGCCAGGCCCUUGCCCACCCCUGGCUUGCCGAACCUGAGCCGGAGCGGCCGCUAGGUUUGGCUGGUGCAGGAGGUUCGGGUGCGGAAGUAGGGUCGGGUGGUGCGAUGGGUCGGGGGGGUGGGGAGGUGGAGGAUAAGAAGAAACGGGGGGAGAGUAGGGAGAAGAAGGGGGGUGGGGUGAGGGAGGGGAAGGAGAGUGGUGAGAGGAGGGAGGGAGAGAAUGGGGAUGUGAAGGGAGAGGUGAAUGGGGUAGGUGGGGGAGGGAUGAGAGAUAAGAGGGAGCGGACUGGGGUAAGGGGAGGGGGUGGUGGUGUGAUGAAUGGGGAAGGUGAAGGCAUGGACUGCGAUUCUGGAGAUGGUGCAAUUGCUGGGCAAAGAGGAGGAAAAGCAGCUGCUAAAGCAGCUCCGUUGGAAGAACCAUCACAGAAGAAAGGGCAAUCCGGGUCGUUGCUGGAGAGGUUCCCCCUGAAGGCAGCAGUGACGGCGAGUGGGCUGGCGCUGACGGGGGACACGAUAGCCCAGCUGGUGGAGCGGUACCGACGGCGCCAGGCCAAGGAGAAGGAGAUAGAGGCGGCGUCACCGUGCUGCAGAAAGAGAUUGCGGGGAGUGGCUGACAAGGAGCUAUGGCAGCAUGAUUUCAUCCGCGCCCUCCGCAUGGCGUCUUAUGGCUUCCUGCUUUACGGCCCUGGCAGCUACGUGUGGUACCAGUACCUUGACCGCAUGCUGCCCGCUCCCACACUCCAGAAUUUCGUGCUCAAGGUGGCAGCGAAUCAGGUGGUGCUGGGGCCGUGUGUUCUGCUGGUGGUGUUUGCAUGGAACAUGGCGUGGAUGGGAAAGGCCAAAGACAUCCCUGACAAAUACCGCAGGGACUUCUUUCCAUCUCUUGUUGAUGGGUGGAAGUUCUGGAUUCCAGCUGCGAGCCUCAACUUUGCAGUGGUCCCGUUAGAGGCACGAGUGGCGUUCAUGUCAGUGUGUGCCAUCUUUUGGAACUUCUACCUCUCCUCCUCUGUCGGCAAGGAAUCUGCUGCUCCCAAACUCCCACCUGCAUCGUCCCCUGCUAGUGCUGCUGUGCCUUCUACCCCUGCUGCUGCCAGUGCUUAG
Messenger RNA from Closterium sp. Yama58-4, 2781 nucleotides. Lineage: Eukaryota; Viridiplantae; Streptophyta; Zygnematophyceae; Desmidiales; Closteriaceae. The record is from the annotation of a GenBank genome assembly.